AGAGAUAUGAACCCAAAUUGUCGUAUAUAUGCACUGCCGAGUUUGUGUUAUAGCAGUUUGCCAUUAUGUCGUACUCCAGAAAGAACUAAUCUACUAUACUUUGCAAAUAAAGCUGCAUAUAAAGAACGAAAACUUAAAAAAAAUUUGACGGCUGAAUCUGCUGGUGGAGCUGAAAAUAAAUUAGUCCACAAUAUGCACAAGCGUUUUUUGGAAAAGAACUUAAAUGACCGAAAGUUUGUUCUGAAAAGAAAGACUUCACAAGGAUACGAUGACGCGUUUACUAUGGAUAUAUCUAGUCAAUAUCCUCCAACAAAAGAUACAGAAAAUUUAAAGCGAAUUUGUCGUGAAGAAUGUGAGUUACUUGAGAAUGAAUUAUGUCAAAGGGAAUAUGCAAUAGCAAAGAGGCAUCCAGUAAUAGGACAAAAACUGCCACUUGAAGAAUGUUCGCGUCUUCCUCGUCAUACUGAUUGCUCUCAUCUUGGGAUUGAAAUAGACGUUGAUAUAUCUCAAAACUGCUAUUGGGAUGAUGGUUCAAGUUACAGAGGCAUAUUGGGUACAUCAUCUUCUGGUAAAAAAUGUUUACGAUGGUCGUGGCUUAUGAAGGAUCUUUCAGACUAUCCUGAAUUAGUUGGACAGAACUACUGCAGGAAUCCGGGAGGCAUUGAAGAAAAACCGUGGUGUUUUGUUGAUGACAAAUCAUUUGAUAAAGUUAUUGAACUAUGUAACAUUCCGAGGUGUUCAGAUAACAUUUGGUUAUAUUUAUUUAUAAUCAUUGCUGUCCUGACGAGUAUUAUUUUAACAUAUACAGCUUUGAUUGCUUUCAAAAGGAGAAGAAAUAAUGAAAUGACAAGUAUUCAAAAUAUAAACACUCCAAAUGCUGAUAAAAACAUAUAUGGAAACUCACAAAUUAACCCCUCAGUAGAAGUGGCGCGUAUUACCAGCGGUACUGGUUCCUUAUCUAUAUUUGUCAAUAAUGCCGAAAAGGGGCCAGUUUUAAAAAUUCCACAUUACUCGCUAAACGACGUUGAGUUCGUAGAAGAAUUAGGAGAAGGAGCAUUUGGUAAAGUAUACAAAGGACAACUUGCUAUAGCUGGUGGGGAAAAAACAUUCGUGGCCAUUAAAGCACUUAAAGAGGAUGCUUCUUAUAAAACACAGCAAGACUUUAAACGCGAGAUAGAAUUAAUCUCCGAUUUAAAACACCAUAAUAUUGUUUGCAUUCUUGGGGUCGUUUUAAACAAGGAACCUUUUUGCAUGCUUUUUGAAUACAUGUCAAAUGGAGAUCUGCACGAAUUUUUAAUCGCAAACUCGCCACAAGAAAACAAAUGUUUAACACAACAUGAUUUCUUAAAGAUAGCUGUUCAAAUAAGCGAAGGGAUGGAAUACCUUUCAGGACAUCACUAUGUUCAUAGAGAUUUGGCAGCACGUAACUGCUUAGUUGGCGAAAACCUAAUGGUCAAAAUAUCGGAUUUUGGUCUAUCACGCGAUAUUUAUAGUUCAGAUUACUACAGGGUUCAAUCAAAAUCCUUAUUACCAGUACGUUGGAUGCCCUCGGAAUCUAUAUUGUAUGGAAAAUUUACAACAGAAAGCGAUGUAUGGUCAUUUGGUGUCGUUUUGUGGGAAAUAUACAGUUACGGAAUACAGCCAUAUUACGGACACAACAAUCAGGAAGUAAUAAAUUUAGUAAGAUCUAGACAACUGUUAAGUUGUCCGGAAGCAUGCCCUUCUGCUGUUUACUCCUUAAUGUUAGAAUGUUGGCGUGAACAAUCAGUAAGAAGACCGUCUUUUGUUGAAAUAACGCGACGGUUAAAAACGUGGUAUGAAGGACACCAAAACAACGUUAAAAAUGUACCUACGGAAAUUCUGAAAACGACAAAAUAA
Molecule: messenger RNA, 1878 nt
Organism: Musca vetustissima
Lineage: Eukaryota; Metazoa; Arthropoda; Insecta; Diptera; Muscidae
Gene: Ror
Product: tyrosine-protein kinase transmembrane receptor Ror
Exons: 6
Biological process (GO): multicellular organism development; protein phosphorylation; cell surface receptor protein tyrosine kinase signaling pathway
Cellular component (GO): signaling receptor complex; membrane
Molecular function (GO): ATP binding; protein binding; transmembrane receptor protein tyrosine kinase activity
Source: RefSeq, a predicted model, not a curated record